Messenger RNA from Achroia grisella, 1461 nucleotides. RefSeq lists its product as uncharacterized. The record is from RefSeq and is a predicted model, not a curated record. NCBI's taxonomy places the organism in Eukaryota, Metazoa, Arthropoda, Insecta, Lepidoptera, Pyralidae. The transcript is spliced from 4 exons. The coding region runs from base 1 to 1461 and encodes 486 amino acids.
AUGAAGUUACUAAAAUUAUCGUUGAUAUUAACUUUAUUACAAUUGUGUCAAACAUUGGAACAUCAUGGUGUACGUAAAAAAAGGAAUCAUGAAAUGUCACAAGUAGUGAAUAAUAAAAAUAUAUCGCCAGUUCUCAAAAUAGGAAGAGUAAAAGAAAAACCGAGAAUCCUUCUAACACAUAAUAUACCUAUACAUGUAUUACCACAGAACAUAUACAAUUUAAAACAGAAGUCACAAAUCCCCCAGCAAUCUAUAAAUAAUCGCUUUGAUAAGGAUGUAAUAAAGCACACGUUUAUUCCAUUGAACUCAGUCCGAUCAAAUGUCAAAAUGCCUUUAAAUUUAUUACAGCCUAAAAUGGAAACAAAUGUAGAAAAAAAGGACAAAGUUGAACAACAUGUAGACCAUACUUGUAAACACAAAAAACAGGAUUACUUUGAAGAUGAUGAUAGUGAUGAAAAUGAUGUUAAGUUAUCGUCACUAAGUCUGAAUGUAACAAAUAAUAAUGAAACAAUAAGAUAUGCUCACAACGACACCUGUGAAAGCAAUUGUCAAUACCUGAUGAAAAAUAUUAAAGUCUCCAAAAUACCAACAGAAAAAACAAAUUCGGCAGAAGUCAAAACGACAACAGACAAUAAAUUGCCAGAUAGUAUAGUUAAUAUAAAAAACUUAAAACAUGAAGAAAAUAAGACAAUUAUAAACGUUAAGGCUAAUGAAACAAUGGUUAUACAAAAUCUUUUAGAUCCUGGUAAUCAAACUAUGAAUUCAAAGAAUAUUACAGAAAAAGGAAAAGGCAGCAGUAGAUGUAAACAUGCUAUUGAGACACCAUCAGCAGUAGGUGGUACAGAAAAAACAAAUAAGGCAAAUAAUGUUAAAUUUGUUGUUAAUAUAGACUCUGAUGUGGUAAAGUCAUUUGAAUGCGAUCCCAGUGAUAGAAUAAUAAUUAACAAUCAUAAUUAUGAAGAAAUUAUUGAAAAAGAGCCAACUGCGCCAACGCAAAUUGACUGUCCAGAUGUGAAUUAUUCUUAUAUACCUGAGUAUACUUACGGCCAACAAUAUUUAGACAGAAAUGGAUACCAGACGCAAACAUCUAAUUCACUUAUGCCUGACACCACCUUUAUCAAGCAACCUUAUGAGUAUCCUUUUGCAAAUGAAAUAAACUUCGAUGAUUUUUAUAAAUAUAAACAGGACGGUACCUUUUCUGGAAAUUAUAAAAGGACAGUACUUCCAAAUAAUAGAAUUUGGCGGAAAUGGAAAAAUAUAAAUAUUUAUAUCAAACCUAAAGUAUCUGAUAAACCUGUAAAUGUAGUGGAUCCGAAAUUUUACAAAAUAUCUUCUAUAAAUCAAAAUUAUAAUAAUAAAGCUUAUCAAAAGAUGAAUGAUAACAAUCGUUACGGAUUGAGACCACAGAAUAAUAAUAUGCAGAUGUCAACGUAUCCGUGUUACUUCUAUCGAUAUAAAUAA